CUCGCGACGCACGGUCGGAUGGGAGGUUUUUUCGUCGGAACGAGCCUAUCUCGCAAAGAAACUCUAACGAUUCAUUCGUUACACAGUACGUUAUGACAACGGCACUUCUGUUUUAAAGUCCUCGUCUACAUGGUAUCGUCGUCGUCCUUUAUGCCAUUUGAAACAAAACCAAAGUCAGGAAUAAACGGUGCGUCGGUUUAUUAUCGUAGUAAGCGUUCUAUCGAGCUCUCGUUGGCGUCGUCAGGUCAAUUACACCGAGCGCGUUCUUCUCUUCGUAUUCUUCUUCUUCGUCGACUAGACUCGUGGACGAAGGUGAAGUCUAUGACCGGACAAAACGAAUGUUUACAUUCCUAUCGAAGAAGAAAGUGGUGCGAGAACAGUGGUAGAACGUACUCUACGUUCGCUUUGAUGAGGUUCGAGAAAACGGAAGAGGAGGACACGAGGGCGGACUAUAUGAUUCGCGAGCAUUGAUAUUCGUAUUGUACUGUAGUGACAGAACGCCAUACAUACAUAUACACAUAUACAUACAUGUUAAAUGUAUAAGCAUAUAUACUAGUUUGGUGCAGUUACGCCCGCCGUUAACACCCCUGCUAUUUGAUUUUUUUUUCUCUCUACAUUUAUCAGUUACUUGUCUUUGUUGUUGACACGUUUAAUCAUUAUAUAUCGAAAGAGCUUUUACUAGUUGCAAUUGUGUUUCUUUAUCUCACUGUUAACGGUGCAUGUCGGCGGUUAGCACAGAGUGGAAGGUUGAUGACAAUGCAACGAGUUCAAGAUCAAGACAAUGGAAUCAACAUUAAGUUCGGAUCAAAGAAGUCCAGAAAGGGCGAUUAUAAAUUGGUUUCGCAAGACGCGAAAAAGGAAAGACAAAACAAUUAUAAUGGGACCAACAAACACGUUAAAGAUGUAACAGCAGAGGAAGAAUUAGUACCCCCAGAUGGAGGUUGGGGAUGGCUGGUACUUUUGGCAUCUGUUCUUGUCAAUGUCCUUAUUCCAGGAAUGGUGAAAUCUUUUGGAGUUUUAUUCGUUGAAUUUCGUAAAGUUUUUGAUGCAUCUCCUGCUGCAGCUGCUUGGAUUCCUGCAUUAUGUUAUUUUCUGUACAGUUCUCUUGGGCCAUUGUCUAGUGUGCUUUCGGUUAAGUACUCAUAUCGGACAGUAUCAUUAUUGGGUGGUACAUCUGCUGCUGUAGGAAUGAUGAUAAGUUAUUUUGCAAACUCUGUUGGCUUUUUAUGCGUUAGUUUUGGAGUAUUGGUAGGAACAGGAGCAGGUUUGGCUUUUCCUCCAACCGUAUACAUUGUAACAUCCUAUUUUGUACGCCUACGAGGACUAGCCAAUGGUCUGUGUAUCUCAGGCAGUGCUUUAGGUUCUAUAUUUCUUCCACCACUUCUUGGGCUUCUUUUACAAGAGUAUGGUUACAGAGGUGCAGUAUUAAUAAUGGGAGCUAUGACUUUAAAUGUGUGGGCUUGUGCUUUAUUAUACGAUCCAGUGGAAAAACACAUGAUUCCUGCGCGACCAUCACGCGAUUCGAAAGAUCAUAAAAGCUUAGAAACUACAUCAAUUACUAUUACUAGUCCUGAAGAUGAGAGGAGACAUAAUAAUUUUAUUUCUUCCAACUCGAGCUGUGAAAAAGCUGCGCCUAUAGUGCCAAAAAGCGCGUCUAGCGUUGCAUUGGAAAAUUAUAAAAAUACUCCUGUUCAAGGAAGAACUAGAAAAAUUAGUAUGCCAACUGGGCGUGAAAUUACUGGGCAAAUGCAUAGCACACCAGCUUUACACGCUGUACCUGAAAGAGGAGUCGAAACAGGGAAAUUGAUAAAACGUAAAUCAUCCACUCAAUCUCCCAGUACUUCAUCAUUUUAUUAUAUUAGUACCCCUCAUCACGGUAGCACAUUGUCCGCAUUACAUCCUGCACAUGCAUCUACAUUAACAUUAAAUGCAAUAUCUAAUACGUUUACGAGAAAAGGGUCUGGCCGUGCACCGAAGCAGGAAGAAAAAUCGGGAAAUAAAUUCUUUGAUUGUAGCUUAUUGAAAGAUCCUAUGUACCUCGUUAUAUUGAUCUCAAAUUCAACGAAUGCUGUUAGUUAUACGAAUUUCGUAAUAUAUUUGCCAGCUUAUGCAGAUUCGCUAGGUUUUGACAAGAGUAUGGGCCCUCUUCUUCUAUCGAUCGUGUCAAUUUUGGAUCUCAUUGGACGUAUCGGUGGAUCUGCAUUGUCCGAUAUAAAGUUAAUGCCGAAACAUUGGUAUUUCGUAGGCGGCUUAUUUGCUUCUGGAGUAUCCUUAGCAAUAUUACCAAUGGCUACUACUUAUACCUUAUUAUCUGUAUAUUGUGGAAUAUUUGGAUUAGCUUCUGGCACAUAUGUCGGAGUUACCGCAGUUAUUAUGGCUGAUAUGCUCGGCACUGAAAAACUUACUUCAUCCUAUGGCAUUUCUUUAUUUGUUAAUGGAAUUUUGCAGCUUAUAGGCCCACCAAUUUGUGGUGUGGUUUAUCAACAAAUCGACCAAUAUGGUCCCAUUUUUAGUGUCCUAGGUAUAAUUUUAAUUAUAGGUUCAUUACUAUGGGGCUUUGUUCCUUUCAUUAAAAAAAGGCAAAAAGGAUCAGAAGUUAACAGUCCAAUAGAUAAAUUAUAGUAAUCUACAUUUUUUGCUAAUAUAUUGAACAAUUUAUUCGAGCAAAAAUUGUAUACGAUUAUUGAUCGUGACAUCCUUGUAGGAAUAUUAUCAUUUAACUUGAAAACGCGACACAAGAUCACGAGACUAAUAUUAGAAAAAAAGAAACUUAUAGAUAAUUCUUUAGCACUGUGAUGCUGUAUAUAUUUUACACGCACACUUAUUACUCUAAUUAUUAAGAAAAGUAUUAUGAAAAUUUAGAAAAACUUUUUGAAGACACAGUCUCUCUUUUUCCAAAAAAAAAGAAAAAAAAAGAAAAAAAAAGAAAAAAAAAGAAGAAAGAAAGAACAAUUAAAAACCUUGCCUUGCACAUAGGAUUAUUGCUCCUUGAAAGUAAGAACUUCAAUUAUAAAUUAUGAUAAAUAUACGUCAUUACGUGUUCGCGCGUAUUGUUACUGUGUGUGUGUGUGCGUGUGUGUGUAUUUGAUUUUUAUUUAGUACUUAAUAUAAAGUAAAGAAGUUGGUGCUAUUUAUGUCUAAAGGAUGAACACACUGUUAAAUGUUUAAUUUCUUAAGACCUUUUAAAAUUUUAUUCGUUUUCCAUAUUAUUUCAUAAUUGAAAACAAAAUGUAUUUGGAUGCAUUUUAGAUUACUGUUACUUAACAAUGUCAGUGAAUAUAGUAAAAAGAAUAGCAAAAUUUUAUGACACACAGUAACUUAAAUAAUUUAAUUUUAACAUUUUGUUUUCACAAUUUUAAUUCGUAAAUCACCGAAAAUAUGCCUUACUACGUGAUAGAUUCUAAGCACUUUGUAAUUAAUAAUUAAUAUAUUAAGUUUAUAUAGGUCUGUACACAAAUGCAAAAUAAAUAGUAGCAUAACAGAUAAA
Molecule: messenger RNA, 3487 nt
Organism: Vespa crabro (European hornet)
Lineage: Eukaryota; Metazoa; Arthropoda; Insecta; Hymenoptera; Vespidae
Gene: hrm
Product: monocarboxylate transporter 1
Exons: 5
Coding region: 751-2622 (623 amino acids)
Biological process (GO): transmembrane transport; monocarboxylic acid transport
Molecular function (GO): monocarboxylic acid transmembrane transporter activity
Source: RefSeq, a predicted model, not a curated record